UAGAAGCCGUACGUCGCUUUAAAUUUAGUCGCUUGGAAAUUUAUAGGUGUUCUUGACGCUGUGUUAGUUGCUAAUAAAAAGUAAAGUUUUUUUAUUUAUUUUCGAAAAAUUCAACUAUAGAACACACUCAAUCGUUAAUCUUGCAUCCUACUACCCAUCUAACAUUUGCAUCAUGACUGACCUAAGUGAUCUAGAUAGACAAAUUGAGCAGCUGAAGAGAUGUGAAAUUAUUAAAGAGUGUGAGGUUAAGGCACUCUGUGCAAAGGCCAGAGAAAUUCUUGUUGAGGAAAGCAAUGUACAAAGAGUAGACUCCCCAGUUACAGUUUGUGGAGACAUACAUGGACAGUUUUAUGAUCUCAAAGAGUUAUUUAAAGUUGGAGGUGAUGUACCAGAGACUAACUACCUUUUUAUGGGUGACUUUGUUGACAGAGGAUUCUACAGUGUUGAAACUUUCCUGCUCUUAUUAGCUUUAAAAGUUAGAUAUCCUGACCGCAUAACACUUAUAAGGGGCAACCAUGAAUCAAGGCAAAUCACUCAAGUAUAUGGUUUCUAUGAUGAAUGCCUCAGGAAAUAUGGUUCAAUCACUGUUUGGAGAUAUUGUACAGAAAUUUUUGAUUAUUUGUCUCUAUCUGCUAUUAUAGACGGAAAAAUAUUUUGUGUUCACGGUGGACUGUCGCCGUCAAUUCAGACCUUGGAUCAAAUUAGAGUGAUAGAUAGAAAACAGGAAGUACCUCAUGAUGGUCCCAUGUGUGAUUUGUUAUGGAGCGAUCCUGAAGAUACUCAAGGAUGGGGUGUAUCUCCUAGAGGCGCGGGUUACCUGUUUGGAUCAGAUGUAGUAGCACAGUUCAAUGCUGCGAAUGAUAUAGAUAUGAUUUGUCGAGCACAUCAAUUGGUUAUGGAAGGAUAUAAGUGGCAUUUUAAUGAGACUGUUUUGACUGUGUGGUCAGCUCCAAAUUAUUGUUAUAGAUGCGGCAAUGUAGCUGCUAUCCUAGAACUGAAUGAGCACUUACAAAGUGAUUUUACGAUAUUCGAAGCUGCGCCCCAGGAAACACGGGGUAUACCUUCUAAGAAGCCACAGGCAGACUAUUUCUUAUAAUUUUUUUUCAUCCCGCUUAGAUUAGCUUUAGGUUUAGAUAAGUUCUCUCUCUUAUAAUAUAUUCCGUUAGCAGAUUUUCGAUGGGCUUUAUUCUGUCUGUUUUAUACAUAACAAUUAUAUUUAACUUUUUAUUUCAUACCAAUAUUUAAAAGCAUUUAAAAUUAUAAAUAUUUGGUGUUUCAUAUAGAGAACUAUUCUUUUGACCAACAAGUUACUUUUAGAAUAAAAUAUAUAUAAGGAAGUAUGAAUUGUAUUUUAUAGAACUAUAGAUAAUGUCUGGUAGUAUGUAAAAAAUUGUUUCAUUAAAACGACUAUGUAGUUUUGUGACAUGUGCAUUGUAAUUUGAUUCUCCCCUCAUUUGGAAAAAGCAACUUUACUUAAACUAACAAUUUUGUAAAUAAUAUAAAUGUCAAACUUAGAUUUAAGAUUAUUAUUUAGUUAUCAUGUACAGGGUCAUUUUCUGCGAAUUAAUUUAUUUGUAUUACAGAGAUUGCUGUUUUGGAUUCUCAGUUAAAAAUAUUAUUACAUCUUAAUGUGAUCAAAAAUGUGAAUCGUUUUGUGGACUAACACCAAAAAUAUGAUCCUGGGCAUUUUUUUUUUAAUUUUAUAAUUAUGGUAUUAUUUUCUAUAGUUUCUGAAAAUUCAGUAAAAUAGGGCUAAGCAAUUGAUCCCUUAGUAUUAUAAAGAUUGUCUAAGAGACUGAAAAUAUCUACAAACAGUUCUUUAGAAUUGAAAAAUGAGUUAGUUGCUUAAUUCCUUCAUUUAUAUAACUCCUUGUAAUGUAAAUUAAUUUAUUGUUUGUUUUAUAUAGGUUUUUAUAAAUAUUUUAAUUAAGGAAGUUUAUAGGAUUCUUAGUUAAACCCUUGUACACAGAAAUACUGCCAAUAUAAAUUGUUUUUUACCUAA
This is a messenger RNA of Anthonomus grandis grandis, 2002 nucleotides long. RefSeq names its product serine/threonine-protein phosphatase 4 catalytic subunit (gene Pp4-19C). Gene Ontology annotation, molecular function: protein serine/threonine phosphatase activity. Gene Ontology annotation, cellular component: cytoplasm; nucleus. Bases 173 to 1096 code for a protein of 307 amino acids. The record is from RefSeq and is a predicted model, not a curated record. Gene Ontology annotation, biological process: peptidyl-serine dephosphorylation; double-strand break repair via homologous recombination. The transcript has 6 exons. Lineage: Eukaryota; Metazoa; Arthropoda; Insecta; Coleoptera; Curculionidae.